AUGCCUGGUUCCAUUGCCGUCCUCACUGACGCGCCCGUCGCGGCCGUCGCGCCUCACAAGGCUCCCCAUGUCAUUGGACCCAAGCAGAGAAAUCCUAUGCGGCCUACUGCCGUUAUCCCCCAGGAGAUCAUCGAUGAGGCUCGUGCCGUUCCCGUGGAGGCAUGGAACCCCAAGAAGCACGUUGCUCCCAAGACUCAGGUCGUCCAACACCUCAUGAAGGACAUUGGCCUUGAGGGUCACGGCAUCUCUCCUAUUGCUGUUACAGAUCCCUUCCCACUCUUCACUGAAGAGGCUAUCGGUCAGAUCCGCCGCGAGAUUUUCAGCGAGUCUGUGCUACGGGAGUGCCGCUUCAAGUCUGACUUCAACGCUAACAUGGUCCGUGGUAUGGGUCAUGAGCGCGCUCCCUUCACCUACGAUGCUUGGUGGUCCCCUGAGAUCCUUUCCAGAGUCUCCGAGGCUGCUGGUAUCGAGCUUGUCCCCGCCUUCGACUAUGAGGUUGCCAACGUCAACAUCUCCAUCAAUGACCAGAAUGCCCCGGAGGUUGUCACCUAUGGUGAUCAAACAUCUGCAGUCGCCUGGCACUAUGACAGCUUCCCCUUUGUCUGCGUGACCAUGGCUGCUGAUUGCACUGGUAUGGUUGGCGGUGAGACUGCUAUUAAGCUGCCGAACGGCGAAGAGAGGAGAGUCCGUGGCCCCGCUAUGGGCACUUGUGUUGUCAUGCAGGGACGCUAUAUCUACCACCAGGCCCUCAAGGCAUUUGGUGGCCGCGAGCGCAUUGCCAUGGUCACCGCCUUCCGCCCCAAGAGUCCUUUCGUCCGCGAUGAGACCAUCUUAACUGGCUCCCGCGUCAUCAGCCACAUUAGCGAACUCUACCCACAGUAUAUCGAAUACCGCCUGUCCAACCUCGAAGAGCGCUUUCGUCGUGCUCUCCAGCAGGAGAAGCGCCGCCAAGUUGAGCGCAAGAAGUUCGAUAUCACGGCGAUGAGGGCAUUCUUAACCGAGCAGCUAGAGUAUAUCCAGACUUCUCUCAAUGAGGUCUAUGAGCCUGACGCUGACUACACCCCUCUGGACAACUAA
This is a messenger RNA of Trichoderma asperellum CBS 433.97, 1077 nucleotides long. RefSeq lists its product as uncharacterized. NCBI's taxonomy places the organism in Eukaryota, Fungi, Ascomycota, Sordariomycetes, Hypocreales, Hypocreaceae. The record is from RefSeq and is a predicted model, not a curated record.